Molecule: messenger RNA, 3812 nt
Organism: Drosophila novamexicana
Lineage: Eukaryota; Metazoa; Arthropoda; Insecta; Diptera; Drosophilidae
Gene: Cph
Product: B-cell lymphoma/leukemia 11A
Exons: 4
Coding region: 16-3630 (1204 amino acids)
Biological process (GO): regulation of transcription by RNA polymerase II
Cellular component (GO): nucleus
Molecular function (GO): DNA-binding transcription factor activity; RNA polymerase II cis-regulatory region sequence-specific DNA binding
Source: RefSeq, a predicted model, not a curated record
ACACAGGCGCCCAGCAUGGAUCGCGAUGCCGACGAGGGCCGCCCACUGAGCCUGGUCAAUCGCCGUCCCUCAAUAUCGGCGCCCAUCACAGGCCGCAAAUCGGCCCCAGUUGCGGCGGCUCCGCCCAGCGCCACGGCUGCUGCGGCUGCAGCGGCAGCGGCGGCGGCAACGGCAGCGGCAACAGCUGCUGCUGCGGCGGCCGCUGUGGCCAGCAGCGCAGCGAGCGGCUCACGCAUACACACACCGCCGCCAAGUCCAGCGGAUCUGCUGGCCGAUGGCGCCAGCAGCACGCCCAAGCGCCUGGUGGAUGAGAACGACAAUACGACGCCCAAGGCGGACAGCGAUGCGCUGACCACAGCCAGCGGCACGCCCCUGGAGGCGCACAGUCCCAGCCGCGCACAGUCCAAGUCGGAGCAGCCACCCGAGCCGCAUCUUGCUGAGGACUGCACGCUCGACGAUGACAAGCCAAAGGUCAAGCAGGAGCCCUAUGCCGAUGACGAGCUGCCCCAAGACGUUGACGAACAGCAGCCCGACUUGGAGCAGCAGCAGCACCACCACCAACAGGAGGAGCAAUCCCAGCUGGAUGCCCAGCUGCUGUCCACGGCGGACGAGUGCCAACAGCCGCUGGCCAAGCGGCCCAAAAUGGAGCUCGUCGAUGCCGAGGCCAACACAGUGCAUACAGAGCCCAGCAAUUACACCUGUUCGACCUGCAAGACCCGCUACACAUCCGCCUGGCGGCUCAUCCAGCACGUGCAGCACUCGCACGGCGUCAAGAUCUACGUGGAGUCGGGCGGCGGUGGCGCCACCUUGACUGUGGCCACGCCCGCCGCCCUCAAUGCAGCCGCAUCGGCAGCGGCAGCGAACGCCAGCGUCAGCCCCAAUCGCAGCCUCAGUCCAUCAGCAGCCGCGGCAGCGGCAGCAGCGGCCGCAGCAGCAGCAGCAGCUGUUGGUGUGCCGCUCAACAGCAGCGCCGCCGCUGCCGCAGCAGCAGGAGGAGCUGCUUCAGCCAAUACGAGCAGCAGCAGCAAUGCGAGCAGCGGCAAUUCGCCGACGCAACAACUGUUGCAGCAGCGCGCACAGCAGCAACAGCAGCAGCAGCAGCAACAACAACAGCAACAACAGCAACAGCAGCAACAGAAUAUGGCCACGGCCAUGGCAGCGGGCAUGCGUCAUCAUCCGCUGCUGGCACCUCCGGAGGCAAUGCACGCGAAUCCGUUCCAGCUGCUGCGCAUGCCGCUGCCGCCCGCGCUGGCCCAGGGCAAUGUAGUUCCUAGCGUGGCGCCGCUUUUCGGCAGACCCACGCCCGCCGAUCACUAUCGCAUGGAGCAGCUGGUGAGCGAGCAGUUCCGGCAUCAUGGCUUCAAUCUGGCCGCCGCCGCUGCCGCCGCCCAGGCCCAGUUCAAUGCCAACACCCAGCAGCAGCAACAGCAGCAGCAGCAACCGAUCCCUGGCGUUGCUGUCAACGUUCCUAGCGGCAUCGAGCAGCGGCCGCCCUCGAGCAACAGCAGCCAGCGCGGCUCUGUGCCGCCCGCCGCGUUGCCGCCGCCUUCGCUCAGCUCACAGCAGCAACAGCAGCAACAACAGCAGCAGCAGCAACAGCAGCAGCAGCAACAGGCUGCUGCAGUGAGUCCAGCGGGAGCCGCAUUGAAUCUGGAACCGCAGCAGAUGGAUUUUUACUCGCAGCGAUUGCGUCAGCUUGCGGGCACAACAAGCCCUGGAGCUGGCAACAUUGUUAACUCGAGCUCGCCGAGUCCACGACAGAAGCAAUCGCCGCGCUUUGCGAGCCCCUCGCCCAGCUCCGCGGCCAGCGUGCAGCUGGCUGCAACGCCGCGUCCCCAUUCCCUGACGCCGCCCGAGCGGAGCACCGAGAAUGGCGGCCAGCAGCAGCACAGCCAGCACGGCCAGCAGAUGCCCAGCACCCCACGCUCGGCCAGCACGCCGCCGAGCAAGCAGCAUGCCCCAGCCGCGGACUCGGAGCGCAACGAAGCGGAGGCAAUGGAGCUGGCGAGCAGCUGCUUCGCGUGCGGCUACUGCGACAAGAAGUUCCGGUUCGAGAACAAUCUGAUCAUCCACCAGCGGACGCACACCGGCGAGAAGCCGUACAAGUGCACCGCCUGUGACUUCGAGUGCUCCCACAUCCAGAAGCUGAUGAAGCACAUGCGCGUCCAUCGCAGCCCCGCCGAGGGCCACGACGGCGGCAGCAGCAGCAAUGGCGGCGACAACAAUCAGGAUGGCCACGACGGCGGCAGUAAUGCCGAUUCGUUAGAGACAAACGAGGCGGACAACGACGAUGAUCCCAAUCCGGAUGAGUCCGACGACGAGCUCAACGAGGAGGACGUCGAUGCGGAUGCCGAUGGUGAUGGUGAGGGCGAGGACGAUGAUGAGGAUGAGCUGGAGGACUGUGAGGACGUCGACUACGAGGCCGAGGAUCUCAGUGUCAACAAUCGCAUCGAUGGCAAGAGCCAAAGCCCCAAGACGACUAGCUCCGGCGCCACCUCGCUGGUGGGCGAGCUGAUGGACAAAUUCGGGCUCUCCAACAUAGCCCAAUACUCGGAGGCCUACAAGCAGGCCCUGCAGGAGUCCGGACGCAAGGAGGCCGCCGCUGUCGCCGCUGCCGCUGCAGCUGCCGCAGCCGUCGACAACAACAAUCGCGGCUCCUCUGGACCCGGAGCCGGAGUCGGAGCCGGAUCUGGUGCUGGUGGACCCGGGGGCCCUGGUGGCGCUGGCCCCGCCGGCGCGGACAAGCUGAACGGCUUGCCGGUGGCGGCGCUGCGUCUGCGCGACGAGUUUGCCAAGAACUGCAACAUGUUCCAGCCGCAGCCGCAGGAUGGGGCCGGCCAGGUGCCCCUCUUCAAUCCGUUUCCCAAUCCCUUCGAGCUGUCCAAGCGCAUGAAAAUGGACGGCGGCGACUGGUGGGGCAUGUCCGCGCUCCAUCGCAACGAGGCACUCUUCGAGAACCUGAAGCUGAAGCCGCUGGGCCUAGGCGGCGCCAACUCGCUGCUGCAGGGGCCGCUGCUGAAGAAGGAAUCGCGACAGCGCAACGACACCUGCGAGUUCUGCGGCAAGGUGUUCAAGAACUGCUCCAACCUGACCGUGCAUCGGCGCAGCCACACCGGCGAGAAGCCGUACAAGUGCGAGCUGUGCUCCUACGCCUGCGCCCAGAGCUCCAAGCUAACCCGCCACAUGAAGACGCACGGCCGCACCGGCAAGGAUGUCUAUCGCUGUCGCUUCUGCGACAUGCCCUUCAGCGUGCCCUCCACCCUCGAGAAGCAUAUGCGCAAGUGUGUGGUCAAUCAGGGCAAAGCGGCAGCCGCUGCCGCCAACGCGGCCAAUGCCGUAGCCGCUGCCCAGGCCGCCGCCGCGGCCCAGCAGCUCCAGGCGGCGGCCGCCCAAGCCCAACACCAGCAGCAGCAGCAGCAACAGCAACAGCAGCAGCAGCAGCAACAGUUGCCCACGCAAUCGCAAUUGUCGCCACCUUGCCCCAUGGGCGUGGCUGUGGGCUUUCCACCGCAGUUCGGCGUCGCCGGCGGCCACAAUCUGUCGCUGGCGGGCAGCGUGAGCGGCGAUAACGAUUCGAAUGCAUCCUCCAGCCUACCCGCGCACUCCAUUUCGCUCAAGGAGGAGGCAUGACUUUUUAGCAGCUGGAGCAGCAGCGCCCAACCGCCGCCGCCGGCAGCGACACAUGGUCUGCCGCCCCCCGUUCCACAUGUGCUGCAGCCGCAUCCACACGCGCUGCUGCCACCGCCUGGACAUCCGCAUCAUCAUUCGCAUUCGCAGUUGGCCGCCAGCAGCCGCAGCCGCCUCAUGUCGCG